ACAGGAGAGAGACGGGACUAUCGUGGAUCCUCUGGGGAGUCUCAACAACAUCAUGAUGCUGACGAGGCAGAGAAGAGUCUCUCCACAUCAGACCUCAAGAAACACCAGCAGAGACCCACAGGGAAGAAAUCUCACUGCUGCUCUGACUGUGGGAAAUGUUGCAAAUCUUCAUCAGAACUUAAAAUACACCAGAGAACACACACAGGAGAGAAACCUUAUACCUGUGAUCAAUGUGGGAAGAGUUUUGCUAAAUCUAUCCAUCUGACUGUACACCAGAGAACACACACAGGAGAGAAACCUUAUAUCUGUGAUCAAUGUGGGAAGAGUUUUACUCAGCUAAGCAGCCUGACAGGACACCGGAGAACUCACACAGGAGAGAAACCUUAUGGCUGUGAUCAAUGUGGGAAGAGUUUUACUAUAUCUAGCUAUCUGACUGUACACCAGCGAGUACACACAGGAGAGAAACCAUAUAGCUGUGAUCACUGUAGGAAGAGUUUUACUACAUCUGGUAAUCUAACUGUACACCAGAGAACACACACAGGAGAGAAAUCUUAUAGCUGUGAUCAAUGUGGGAAGAGUUUUGCUAAAUCUAUCCAUCUGACUGUACACCAGAGAACACACACAGGAGAGAAACCUUAUAUCUGUGAUCAAUGUGGGAAGAGUUUUACUAUAUCUAGCUCUCUGACUGUACACCAGAGAACACACACAGGAGAGAAACCUUAUAUCUGUGAUCAAUGUGGGAAGAGUUUUACUAGAUCUAGCUAUCUAACUGUACACCAGCGAGUACACACAGGAGAGAAACCAUAUAGCUGUGAUCACUGUAGGAAGAGUUUUACUACAUCUGGUAAUCUAACUGUACACCAGAGAACACACACAGGAGAGAAAUCUUAUAGCUGUGAUCAAUGUGGGAAGAGUUUUGCUAAAUCUAGCCAUCUGACUGCACACCAGAGAACACACACAGGAGAGAAAUCUUAUGGCUGUGAUCAAUGUGGGAAGAGUUUUACUCAGCUAAGCAGCCUGACAGGACACCGGAGAACUCACACAGGAGAGAAACCUUAUGGCUGUGAUCAAUGUGGGAAGAGUUUUACUAGAUCUCGCUAUCUAACUAUACACCAGAGAACACACACAGGAGAGAACCCUUAUAGCUGUGAUCAAUGUGGGAAGAGUUUUACUAGAUCUAGCUAUCUAACUGUACACCAGCGAGUACACACAGGAGAGAAAUCUUAUACAUGUGAUCAAUGUGGGAAGAGUUUUACUCACUCAAGCUCCCUGAAAUCCCACCAUAGAACACACACUGGAGAGAAACCUUUUGGCUGUUAUCAAUGUGGGAGGAGUUUUACUCAUCUAAGCAACCUGAUAGUACACCGGCGGGGACACACAGGAGAGAAACCAUAUAGCUGUGACCACUGUAGGAAGAGUUUUACUACAUCUGGUAAUCUAACUAUACACCAGAGAACACACACAGGAGAGAAGCCUUAUACCUGUGGUCAAUGUGGGAAGAGUUUUAUUCAAUCUGGCCAUCUGACUGUACACCAGAGAACACACACAGGAGAGAAAUCUUAUGGCUGUGAUCAAUGUGGGAAAAGUUUUACUUCAUCUAGUUAUCUGACUAAACACCAGAGAAUACACACAGGAGAGAAACCUUAUGGCUGUGAUCAAUGUGGGAAAAGUUUUACUUCAUCUAGUUAUCUGACUAAACACCAGAGAACACACACAGGAGAUAGACCUUAAGGCUGUGAUCAAUGUGGCAAGAGAUUUAUUCAGCUACAAACCCUGAAAUCACACCGGAGAACUCACACAGGAGAGAAACCUUAUAGCUGUGGUCAAUGUGGGAAGAGUUUUGGUCGAUCUGGCCAGCUGACAUUACACCAGAGAACACACACAGGAGAGAAAUCUUAUAGCUGACAAGAGACAAAGAUCUCUGAUCAAAGGAGUUAUUUCGUGAUAUCAAUGAAAUGAUGUCACAAUGUAGAAUGUUUUAACAUUGUAGUAGGAGUAUUUUAAUGAUGUCACAAUGUAGAACCCUAAACGUUUGUUAAAUUGAUUUUAGGGAAAAAGAGGAAAAAUCCAGGCUCUGAAUUGAAAGUAUUAUUUAUGAGAUUUAUCAAAAAGUGACUAACAAAAAAGAGCUGUGUUACACUUACCAUGUUGGUGACCCGCUUGAAUCAAAAUGCAACACUUCAAACUGUUUCUGCAUAUUGGUUAUUGAUUUGGACACGUUAAAACUGUGUUUUGACAUUGCACUAUUCCCAUUUAUCAAAAUGUCAUUCAAAAGACGUUGAAAAUAAGACUAUGCCUGACGUCCAAUAUAUGUUCUGUCCAGUAUAGUACAGGAUAUCGCAGGAGUUUCCUCUUGAAAUCAGACAUGUCCGUGUUAAGGACAACUUGGUUGCUGAUUAUCUCAAGUGGGGGCAGUCAAAUAGAUUUGUGUUUUGCAUUUAGCCAGUGAGUUACCAUGAUCACAAUUUAUUUUG
This is a messenger RNA of Salvelinus fontinalis (brook trout), 2474 nucleotides long. Its product is annotated as zinc finger protein 420-like. Gene Ontology annotation, molecular function: DNA-binding transcription repressor activity, RNA polymerase II-specific. Lineage: Eukaryota; Metazoa; Chordata; Actinopteri; Salmoniformes; Salmonidae. The annotation marks the transcript as partial. The transcript has a single exon. The record is from RefSeq and is a predicted model, not a curated record. Gene Ontology annotation, biological process: negative regulation of transcription by RNA polymerase II.